Messenger RNA from Didymosphaeria variabile, 684 nucleotides. RefSeq lists its product as uncharacterized. The record is from RefSeq and is a predicted model, not a curated record. The transcript has 3 exons. NCBI's taxonomy places the organism in Eukaryota, Fungi, Ascomycota, Dothideomycetes, Pleosporales, Didymosphaeriaceae. The coding region runs from base 1 to 684 and encodes 227 amino acids.
AUGUAUACGAUCGCUCUUCUUAUCGCUUCAGCGGCUUUUUUCGAGACUGCUUCCGCACACGGCUUCGUUACCCAAGUUACCGACCAGGGCGUCGCGACUAAAGGCUCUGACCCUGUCUGGUAUUACUACGACCAGAAUGGUCAGCCGCGCCCUGUUACGGCUGGGUGGGAUGCCCUAAACCAAGAUAACGGUUUCGUCUCGCCCGAGUCGUUCACUACCGCCGACAUCAACUGCCACAAGAGCGCUCAGGCAGGUCAGGCAUACGCCACUGUCAAAGCUGGAGACACUGUUGAUUUCGUCUGGAACCCCUCGUCCCUGAAGUGGUCCAAGAUCUCCCAAGCCGGUCUCAUUACUCCCGGCGGUUCCGGAACAUGGGCGACAGACAACCUUAUCAAGAACAGCUUUACCGCCUCGACGGUCAUUCCCAAGAAUCUCAAAGCAGGCAACUAUGUUUCUCGCCACGAGAUCAUCGCGCUUCACGGUGCGGGAAGCGACAAUGGUGCUCAAAUCUACCCUCAGUGCUUGAACCUCAAGGUCACUGGCAGCGGUACAGUUGCACCAACGAGCGGCGUGGUUGGUACCUCUUUAUAUAAGAGAACUGACCCCGGAAUUCUCUUCAACCUGUACAAUAGCCCUAGUUCUUACACGAUUCCCGGCCCGGCAUUAUGGACUGCUGCGAACUAG